Molecule: messenger RNA, 1129 nt
Organism: Gamsiella multidivaricata
Lineage: Eukaryota; Fungi; Mortierellomycota; Mortierellomycetes; Mortierellales; Mortierellaceae
Exons: 2
Coding region: 133-975 (280 amino acids)
Source: RefSeq, a predicted model, not a curated record
CUCUUUUUUUUUCUUCUACUUAUCACAAACAAGCGCUGCCAUCUUUUUCUACUUCUCGUCAUCCCUCUCUGUUCCUCUUGAGACACUCUUCAACACCGCACCUUUCGCUCUCCUCGCUUUAUCAAUUGACAAAUGGCACCACCCUCUGCUACGCAUCAGUCAAGCCCAACAGCUACUGCCGCUGUCACAGAAACUACCAGCACCGGCAAUAACCCCAGUUCUUCCACUCAACCCUCAGCACAACAGCAAAGCAGCAGCAGCAGCAGCACAUCUGCCUCUGUUCACCCAUUCUCAGAUCGCAUCCUUGCUGCAGAGCAUCGCUUCACGUCCCUGACCCAGAACAUUGCACACUUCAGCCCACUCAAGACCCAGCUGGACAGGCACAACAUCACCAUCGAGCGCCUCGAGAAUGAAAUAAAAGAAAAGACGGCGCUUCUUCAGUCCUGUCAAAAUAAACUGCAAGUACUCUCCCUCCCUACCCAUACUUCCCACUCUGUAUCUCCUGCCCUCUCUUAUUGUCAUUGUUACCGUAAUGAUCGGUUGAAGAUUACUGGCUCCAUUUGCAGAAAUAUCUUUUUUCUGCAAAACAAAUAUCCAUUCAAUGCUACACACACAAUGCACCCACCCCAUGGCACUUUGCUUGUUAUGAAUAUCUUAUCCCAUGCCACUUGGAUAUUACCGCUAAACAGUUUCUUUUUUCAACAGGAAAUCAAUGGCGAAGCGCCCACAGAACUCACGGCAAGGCAGCAACAUCAGUUUACAUGCCUCCGAGGAAGCAGAAACAGAGGCCCUUUUAGCGCAGCAACAGGCCACCAAGGAAAUACUCGAGUCCUUGAAUGGUCAGCUUUUGGCUGCCAAGAUCUUGUUCUCUUCGCAUGCACAGAAGAAUAUGAGGACGUGCUGCUGCAGGCGUUGUUUCUCGGAAUGAAGAACCGGGACAAUAGCAGCUGCAUAGAACAUGGAAGGCACUAUUAGAUGUAACAUGGGUGUGGGCGCGGACAAAAAGAAUACGGGAAGAAAAAAAAAAGAACAAUCGCAAGAUUUCGAUAGAUAAGAUUCUUGUUUCCUUUGUUUACGCGGUGAUCGCUGUGUGGGGAUACGCUGGAGAUUUUCUUUCAUCAGAUCAAAA